CCCCGUUCUUUAUUUCUGUGGUAGCUCGUCCACUCUUGCGCGCCCUCGAUUCUGCUCUUCAUUCGUACGUGCCGACAUACAUACGCAUGCUCUCCCCCCUCCGUCACUCCACUGCUCCUCGCGCGCUCUCUCGUCCUUCCCUCCCUUCGCUCAGCGCCCGUCCUGCUGCGCUGCUCACAUAACGUACAUAAAGAGCCCUCGACCCUGCCAAACCCUUCCAUUUCCGACCCGACUUGUCACCUCACCUUACCAUACCUGACCUGGCGUCUGGCCUUGGCCUCGCCUCUCACUCUCUCCACCCCAUCGCCGCCUCUUCUAGCCGGCACCACACGUUUUCGUCCCAGAGGCGACGCCCGUUCCCAUCCUCACGCACGCCCUUGGCCCGGCGAUCCCGCCGCCUCGCAAGCGCAUGCCUGCAGUUUCAAGCUUAUAAGUAACUUGUCUUGCCCGCCAACCCGUAGUCCUGCCCUGGCCUGCCUUGGCUUUGCUUUUGGUCGCCUCUACUGUUGCUACUGUCGCCGCCGCCGCUGCUACUCCCGCUGGCACUCUUUACUUCCCACGCCAUCGCAGCUCACUCAUCCUCACGCCGCCGCCCACGCUCACCUCACUGUGCUGCCCCUCCUCAAUCCUAAAGAUUGGAAACCGCACAGACAACUUGUCCCGGCCACUCCAGUCAUUUCCACGGGAUCCAAAGUCGAAUGAUUUUGGUGUUGCUUCAAGUAAGCGCUGCUCCUGCUUGCCGGCCACAUUGCACUUCACCGUUUCAUCUGUCUCGUCUCUGCGAAGUAAUACGCUACCGUAGCGCCCUUGACGCCCUACACCCAGCGAGCGUGACGCCAGCCAGCUCCUAACCCCAGGAGCAUGGCUGCGAAUGCUCUCCCACUGCGAAAUGGCCAGCCCAGGGAUCCGUCUUCGUUCUCUUCGGCGCUCUCUACAAGACCAAACGCCCCUCACCAGCUCAGCUCGUUUGGUUACGUGCUCAUGACAAGUCCCAUGGAAGAAGACCUCUCACCCAGCCUCGUGUCACCGCACGACCUCAGAGCCUCUUCUUUCCCCACCGGUCAGAUGAGGCCUACCUCGUCUGGCGGGCCCAUUUCCACCACGUUGCCAAUGAGGAACCCUAGCGCUGUGGUCUCAAGCUCGCAAAGCCCUCCUGUGUCACUGCAGCAACAUUUCCAUGCGUUGCCGCAAAGAGCGCCUGCUUUGGGGAACACGGCUGAGGCUUCCACAUCAUCCGCGUCGCUUUCUUCAGGCCCGUCCGAAGUGGAAGCGACAACGUCAGACUCGGGCUCGACCGUCAAACGGAAGGACGUGGAUGGCGACUGCAGCAUAUGCUGGGAGCCUUUCGAGCAAGAGCAGAACGAGCUUAUCUGGUGUAAGCUCACGUGCGGCAACAACUUCCACAAGAAAUGUUUCGUCGAAUGGCUCCUGACGCCCAAGCAUUCGCGGACAAGCCCAGAACUGAAGUGUCCGUACUGUCGAGGAGCCUGGGACCCGGUCGAGCUGAGAACGCUGCAGAUCGAGAACGGCAUCAUCCCUCCGAGGCCGUACAAGCGUGCCCGUCCGGAUCUUCCAGCUCGUGCUCUCAACCGUGACCACAUGCGCAGGCACUACCGCGAACGAAGGGAACAGGCCCGCAGAGACUACCAGGCCACCGUCUCGCGUAUCCUCGGAGCCGACCGCUACCGCCCCGGAAUGCCUACCCAAGUGCAGCAUUACCAUCCCACAGGCUACACACCGCCGCAAAGCAUGCGGCCCACACCCGGAAUACCGACUUCUACCCCGCAUGCGUCGCCGCCUUCCAAUCGGGCGAUGUAUCCACUUCAGCCUUAUCCAAUUCCUCAGGGUCCUCAGGCAAUGAGUCCGCGUCAACCCAUGCUGCCCGCCCAUUUCGGCCCUUAUAUGCAACAGUUCAACGCGCAAUCGUCGUCCAUGCCAAAUGGAGCGGCGUCGACACAGUCGCAUGAUCUCACGGCUCCCGGUUACAAUGUUCCGACGUUCGCGCCGAAUCCGUACCUUGCGCCUGUGGCCAUUCCACAGCGACCCAUGAUCGGUCCAUCGCAACCUCAGAUGUCGCGGUGUCCAGCUAUGCGAGCUCAGCAAAUGCCUGGGGCAGCUGCACCUCAAGCUCUGCCUAUGAACGGGCCAGCGUCACCGCCUUUCUGUCCUGGAAUGAUGCCCACAAGCCUAGAGGUGCAGUUCAACCACUACCAGUAUCACGCCUAUUAUCACUACGGCCCUCCGAUCCCCUAGACUUAUCACAACGUGCUUUGGCAUCGAUAUGGGACUAGGAGGUGCGGGCGCGCACACGAAAAUCACCACUUUAGCACUUCAAACUUUCGUCACCCUCGCUCUAUCUGAACACACGAUUGACACCAUUACCAACCUUGGUCAUAAAAGCUUAGUUUUCUACUCUCUUUAUGAAUGGAUGCCACUCUGUCGGGAACGGAAGGAUCUCGACCCAGUAAUGAGAAUCGGGUCCAUACCCCUGUCUUCGAGCCCGAUUCCGAGGAUGGAUUCAAAAGGAUUAGGAGUUCAGCUUACGGCAUAAUGCCACGCACUUACCGCUUGAGCGGCUGCAAAUUAGACUUUGGACACCGAGAGUGGGUUGGACUCCUUCCGGCCUUCGCUCUCGGUGAUAUCACGGAGGUUUUCUUAUUCUUCACUCGAAACUUUCGCAGCAACGAUCACCAUCAUAACAUGGACACGGCGUUUUUGGACGAUUGGGGUCUUAGCGGAGCAAGCAGGUCAUUUGCUAUUCGACUGUUGAACCAGUUGCGUACACAUACCCACUCGAAUCAGGUUUCGUGAUGAUUUCAUUUUCGGGCAUUUUGCAAGCAUGGGAGUGGCAAUGAUGACAGUAUAUAACGAGUUUAUUUCAGGCAACUUUUUUUUCGCAAUAGUUCGUCGUGCUAGGCACGAAUAGAUUGUCACCCGAUCUGCAGAGACCGUCACACCACGCCACAUGUAACGUCUUUUUUUUUUGUUCAAACGAGAUAACAAAUAAAUGCACCCACUCGUCGAAGAGCCACACAUGCCAUCAGAAGAGCCCACAAAUGGAUGUGAAAUGGAAUUGGGAAGAAGACCCUUCUUCGGAAGGCAAAGAACCAACGAAGGGCAUUAUUGCUAACUAGUUGUAAUGAAAUGAAAGAGAUUAUGAUGAAUAUCGCGAAUCAAUCCAGGGUUCCU
Messenger RNA from Verruconis gallopava, 3189 nucleotides. RefSeq lists its product as uncharacterized. Bases 862 to 2253 code for a protein of 463 amino acids. The transcript has a single exon. The record is from RefSeq and is a predicted model, not a curated record. Lineage: Eukaryota; Fungi; Ascomycota; Dothideomycetes; Venturiales; Sympoventuriaceae. Gene Ontology annotation, molecular function: ubiquitin protein ligase activity.